AUGGUUGUCGUGGAGCUUGAUAACCUCAGGCUUUCGUCUGAUGUCAUUGAUAGCGGUUACACGUUGUGUCAGUUAUCAAGUCAGUCCUCAUAUUCUUUUGAGAAUGAUUUCCUGAAAGAGACGGAAAGGAAGUGUAUCAGUGAUGUUAAGAAUUGCAGUGAGAUUACUACUUGCAUUACUUAUGAAACCAUAAAAUCGAUUGAGAGCAAAUAUAAAUGGUGGUACAAGUCCUGUAAUAAAUGUCCAUAUUCUGUUUAUGAAGAUUUCGAGAAAUGGUACUGUAAAAACUGCCAAAAACAUUUUGAUGACUAUUAUCCAAAAUUUUGUGUGCAGUUGAGAGUUGUGGAUCACACUGAUUCUGCAUCUUUCAUUCUGUUUGAUAGAGACUGUGUUGCUUUGUUGGGCAUGAGUGCUGGUGAUGAUUUCGAGCACUAUCCUAAGGAACUUAAUGUUCUUAUUGAUAAAUUCAUGUUGUUUAAAGUGAAUGUGAAAAAAAAUAAUUUGGACUCAUACAGUGAGCCUAGGUAUCAGAUUUCUAAAGUAUGUAUAAGCGAACCUGUAAUCAAAUCCUUCCUUAAGACUGUUGUGGAUACGAAUGAUGAAGGAUUAUUUGACAAGGCUUGCGACAGUGUCGUUGCAUCAGCAGAACCGGAAAGAGCUACGGAUGUGGAAAGUCAGACGUGUGAUAGUGGAGACGUUGUUGAUAUUUCGCUAUCAAUGCUGACGUCGUUAAUGAAUCCUAAUGAUCCCCUUCAAGACGAUUUUAAUUCAUCAGUUGUCCGUCCUCCUAAGAAGAUUAAGCUAGAGAAAGAAUUUGAUGUUGUUCUGAAAGACGCGUAG
Molecule: messenger RNA, 840 nt
Organism: Gastrolobium bilobum
Lineage: Eukaryota; Viridiplantae; Streptophyta; Magnoliopsida; Fabales; Fabaceae
Exons: 7
Coding region: 1-840 (279 amino acids)
Biological process (GO): DNA recombination; DNA replication; DNA repair
Cellular component (GO): nucleus
Molecular function (GO): DNA binding
Source: RefSeq, a predicted model, not a curated record